Molecule: messenger RNA, 1744 nt
Organism: Bombus pascuorum
Lineage: Eukaryota; Metazoa; Arthropoda; Insecta; Hymenoptera; Apidae
Product: alpha-tocopherol transfer protein-like
Exons: 5
Coding region: 283-1386 (367 amino acids)
Cellular component (GO): membrane
Molecular function (GO): phosphatidylinositol bisphosphate binding
Source: RefSeq, a predicted model, not a curated record
AACCGUCGAAAAAGAAGAAGGAAAUAUUUAAAGGAGGAUAAUCCGAGGACGCCCUGUGCGUCAGUCAGAAAUUACACGCGAGCGUUUCCUUGAACUAGGCGCGAAGUCCGAUUUCUGUCGCCAGUGUGUAACAAAUAUAAAUCAGCGGAACUAACGCGAAAGAUUGUUUAACUUAAGUAAUACUUUUUCUAAGAAAAAUCGUAAUCGUCGGAGAAAUACCGAGAACCAUAGUCACAAUGCUAAUACAGAUUUUCGUGCAUAAUUCAUGAUUUCUAGAACAUAAUGGAAGUAGAAAAAGACAUAAUGAUAGAUACGGAGGACGUGUCGAAUGGCAGGAUCGGUGUAACCUUGAAGAAGGAGCCGAAACCAGGAGCCGAGAAGGGGCUUCUUCUCGAAGAGGAUUCGCCGAAGAACGGCGACGUCGAUGUUGGAAAGUGUUGCAACGAUUUAAACGGUAUGCCGGAAUUCAAGGACGAUCAGACCCAGUCGAACGACGAGGAGGUUUGUUUGGAUCUUGGAGAACCCUCCCCGGAAGUGAUGGAGUACGCCAGGAGAGAACUUGGAGAGACGGACGACGUUAAGUGUAGGACCCUUCAGGAAUUAAGGGAUAUGAUUUAUGAGAGAGGAGAAUGUCUGCCGCACAGGAUGGACGAUGACUUCUUGAUUAGAUUUCUAAGGACGAGGAAUUUUAACGUUAACAGGGCGCAUAGACUGAUCGUAAACUACUGCACCUUCAAAGAGGAGCAUCCGGAGAUCCAUCAAGAUGUGUGUCCACUGGAGAUGAAGCACAUCGGCGAAGACGACGUGAUGUCAGUGCCAGCUUACAGGACGCAGGACGGCAGGAGAAUAAUGAUCUAUCGACUAGGAAAUUGGGAUCCAAGGAAAUAUGGCGUGGAGGAGAUCUUUAAAGCCACGGUCAUCAUUCUUGAACUCGGAGUUUUGGAGCCGAGAGCGCAAAUCCUUGGCGGCGAUGUAAUUUUUGAUCUGGAGGGCAUCACUAUGGCGCAUGCGUGGACUAUCACUCCUCAGGUGGCCAGUAUGGUGGUAGCUUUGAUAGUGUCAGCGUUCCCAAUGACAACCCACGCUAUACACAUCCUGCAUCAAUCCUGGGUAUUCGACGUGAUGUUCUCGGUAUUUAAGCCACUUCUGGACGUGAAGAUGCAGAACAAGAUCUUCUUUCACGGUAGCAACAUGGAAAGCCUUCACGAACACAUCUCACCGUUCCAUUUGCCGAAGAAAUAUGGCGGAACCAGAGAGGAAUUGGCUUACUACAAGUGGAUAGACAACCUCAGCAAAGUCCCUCAAAUCGUCAAAGAGAUGAAGCAAGUCGGCUACAUAGUCCCUGAGGAGAUACAGAAGCAGUUAGACCAAUUGGUCGAGGAUUGAAUUAGGGACUCCUGCGUUGCCAGUUCGAUAUUAUCUUCCAUUCUUGAUUAACAGCAACUAUAUACGCAUUCGUUUUAUGGUCAUUUAUAGACAGGUCGAUCCAGUUAGGAUUUAGCUUGACUCUGUUUUUUAUUUCCUUUACUUUUUUUUAUAUCAUCGUUGCUUUAACGCGUUUCUUCCCUGUCAGAGGAUACAUUUUAUUUAGAGUAACUAUCACAUUAGACGCAACCGAAGUAUUGUAUAUUUUAUAAUCGAUAUUCCAUUAUUACGUUCGUUCCACGACUUCCAAUAAUUUUUACUAUUUAGUGGUCACCAGUACUUUCCACUAUAGUAUCGAUUAAACGUUUUAGAAAAAUCA